Molecule: messenger RNA, 1137 nt
Organism: Micromonas pusilla CCMP1545
Lineage: Eukaryota; Viridiplantae; Chlorophyta; Mamiellophyceae; Mamiellales; Mamiellaceae
Exons: 1
Coding region: 1-1137 (378 amino acids)
Molecular function (GO): S-adenosylmethionine-dependent methyltransferase activity
Source: RefSeq, a predicted model, not a curated record
AUGAGCGUCUUCGGAACCGGCCUGGAUGCCAUCGCGAGGACGGUCGCGCCUCGACCGCGCGCGCGAUGCCGCGGACGCGGCGUCCGAUCGUCCUCCGCUCCCGGCGCGCGCUCGGGUUCGCGUCGGAUAGCGAAUGAAUCGAAAGCCUCGAGCGCGAUAUCAACAACGAAAAUCGUCGCGGUCCGGUCGCGUCGUCGCGUCGUCGUCUCCGCGUCCGAGGACGACGCGGCGACGUCGUCCAGCGGCGGGAACGGGACGUCGCUGUUCCCGCUCCUCCCCGCGCUCGAGCCGUGGGCCGCGGCGAGGGUGCAGAAGUGGGCGUCCGGGUGGGAGAAAGCCGCCGCGCUGACGCCGAAGCUUCCCAUCCCGGUACUCGAUCUCGCGCGCGAGGACGCCGGAGAGGAGAAGGGCUUGCUGCGAAAGCUCGCGUUCCAGACCACCUUCGGGGCGUGGGUGUACGACAAAGGAUACCGGCAGAUGUUCCGCGCGCUGGGGUACCCCGGACCCGAGGGCGAGGCCGCGAUGGCGCUUCGAGCAUUGAACCAGACGGACGCCGGUCGGCCCAUCGGCGGGGAAGCCGCGGCAUGUCUGGACAUCUCCUGCGGCCCCGGGAUCAUCACGGCCAAGAUCGCGGAGGGCCUGACCGGGUACGACACGCUCAUCGCGAGCGACUACAGCGACGCGAUGACGCGCAAGGCUGCGGAGGCGUUGGACGCGAUCAUCGCCGAGGACUCGCGGACGCGGACCGGGCGACUGCAAUUCGCCGCCGCCAAGGCGGACGUGGGCGACCUCCCGUUCGCGGCGAACAGCGUCGCGGGCGCGCACGCGAGCGCGGCCGCGCACUGCUGGCCGGAUCCGAAGUUAGGGUUUCGCGAGGUGGCCAGGGUGCUCGCCCCGGGCGGGGUGUUCGUGACCUCGACGGUGGUACUCGCCGGGCCGAUCAAAACCAAAUUCGUCGAGAGAGGACUGUGCGCGGACGCGGCGUCGUACGACGCGAAGGAGUGGAAGCCGAACACGCCGUUCUGGGACACGCCCGCGGUGGUGAAAAUGUUAGAAGACGCCGGGCUCGUGGACGUUGAGGUCUUGGCGCAGGACAAGUGUUUCGUCAUGGUGAAAGGGACGAAACCGAAACAGUAA